GGCUGCUUUCAAACGGUUGAAGCAUGCACUCAUGAAUCAUGAAGUUCUCAUGGUUCCCGAUCCGCAGAAGCCGUUCAUAGUGACCACUUAUGCAAGCCAACGGCACAGUGCUGGCUCAGCAGGAUGGGAAAAAGUUGAGACCGAUUGAGUACAUGAGCAAGAAGAUGCCAUCCAAGAAAUUGGCGAAGUCCACCUACGAGAGGGAACUCUAUCCUCUGUAUAAAGCACUUGUCCAUUGGAGACACUUCCUUUUAGGAAGGUUCUUCUACUUGAGGACUGAUCAUCAGACCCUCAAAUGGAUCAAGACUCAACCGGCUCUUUCUGACGCACUCAAGCGGUGGAUUGAAGUCAUAGAUCAAUAUGACUUCAAGCUUGAGUACCUGAAGGGAGAGUACAACAAGGUUGCAGACGCGCUAUCACGUAGAGCAGACUACCUAGGUGCGCUAGUUUUUGACUUUGGCGUUUCUGACGAAGUAACUCAAUCAUUGGUGGGAGCCUAUCAGGAAGACCCUGUCACGAUGGACAUCAUUCGCAAGCUUCAGGCAAAAGACAAUGCCACGGAAACUCGGAGUCAGAGUCAAAGUUGGAAGAAGAAGAAGAAGAAAAAGAAGAAGAAGAAGAAGAAGAAGAGGGAGAACAAGAAGAGGGAGAAGGGGGAGAAGAAGAAGAAGAGGGAGACGAAGAAGAAUGCAAGAAAAGAAGGUGAAGGUGAAGAAGAAGAAGGUGAAGAAGGUGACGAAGAAGGUGACAAAGAAGAAACGACGAAGAAGGUGGAGAAGGCGAAGAAGAAGAAGGCGUUGAUUCCAAUGAAAGCGAAGAAGACGGCGAAGAAGGCGAAGAAGAAGGCCAAGAAGGCGAAGGCGAAGAACGCGGCAAAGAAGAAGGCAGCGAAGGUGAAGAAGACAAAGAAGAAGGCGGCGAAGAAGGCGAAGAAGGCGAAGAAGGCGAAGAAGGCGAAGAAGAAUAACGCAAAGGCGAAGAAACCGAAGAAGAAGGUGAAGAAGGCGAAGAAGGUGAAGAGGUCGAAGAAAGCGAAGAAGGCGGCGAAGAAUAAGGAGGAGAAGGUGAAAGCCGUGGCGAAGAAGAAGAAGAAGAAGAAGAAGAAGAAGAAGAAGAAGAAGAAGAAGAAGAAGAAGAAGAAGAAGAUGACGAAGGCGGCGAAGGAGGCGAAGGCGAAGAAGGUGGAGAAGGCGAAUAAGGCGGCGAAGAAGAAGGAGGCGAAGAAGAAGGUGACAAAGAAGAAGAAGAAGGCAAAGAAGAAGGCAAGACGGAGAAGAAGAAGAAGAGGGGACCUCUGCAAUGACUUGCUGUUUUCUGGCACCUUCCAAACAGAGAUGCAUCGCAUACUGAGGCCUUACCUGGACAAGUUCGUAGUUGUCUACCUUGAUGAUAUCUCGGUAUUCAGUCGUUCUGUCCAGGAGCAUGCGCAGCAUCUGGUUCUGGUCCUCCAGGCCUUACGUGAUAACCAGUAUAAGAUCAACAGAGAGAAGUCCUCUCUUGGGGUUUCCUCUGUAACCUAUCUGGGUCACGUCAUUUCUGGAGAAGGGUUGGCUCCUGAAGCAAUGAAAGUUGCUGCAGUUCAGGACUGGCCGCGACCUGCUAGCAUUCAUGAUGUCCGGUCUUUCUUGGGGCUUGCAUCCUACUACAGGAAGUUCAUCAAGAACUUCUCUGCGAUUGCAGCACCCUUGACUGAUCUCACAAAGAAAGACACUUCCUUUCUUUGGACAUCCGAAUGUCAGGAGGCCUUUACACGUCUCAAGGAGGCUUUGAUUCGUGCCCCUGUUCUGAAGCUACCUGACCCUACUCUGCCUUUUGUGCUUACUACUGAUGCUAGUCAGUAUGGGGUAGGGGCGGUACUUCAGCAGGACGAUGGGAAUGGUUUGCAGCCUAUCAAAUACAUGAGCAAGAAGAUCAAAACUAAGAAGUUGCAUGACUCUACUUAUGAGAAAGAGUUAUAUGCUCUUGUGUCAGCUUUCAAGCAUUGGAAACACUUUCUCCUGGGCAAGCACUUCAAGAUCUUUUCAGAUCACUCCACCCUCCAGUGGAUGAAAUCCCAGGGAGAGUUGAAUCACAAGCUUGCUCGCUGUAUUCAGUUCAUUGACAUGUUUGACUUUGAACUGAGACACAAGAAGGUCAUAGACCAAUAUGACUUCAAGCUUGAGUACCUGAAAGGAGAGUACAACAAGGUUGCAGAUGCGCUAUCUCGUAGAGCAGACUACCUAGGUGCGUUAGUUUCCGAAUUUGGCGUAUCUAACGAAGUAACUCAAUCAUUGGUGGGAGCCUAUCAGGAAGACCCUGUCACAAUGGACAUCAUCCGCAAACUUCAGGCAAAAGACAAGGCCACAGAAAGUGAGUUUGUGAUGGAGGAUGGGCUAAUCUAUCUUGAUAAGGCCGGAGUAAAGAGAUUGGUAGUUCCAUCUAGUGAACAGUUGCGUAGUCUACUUUUAGGCGAGUGUCAUGACGCAACUGGGCACUUUGGCUACAAGAAGACGAGUGCUAACUUAGUGCAGCAAUUUUGGUGGCCCAGAAUGCUAGAUGACGCAAAGAAGUAUGUUGAAACCUGUCAGGUCUGUCAGCGGGAUAAGCCGCGAACUCGAGCACCGCUUGGGUUAUUGAAGCCUUUACCCAUUCCUGAUGGUCCAGGAUUGAGUGUUUCCAUGGAUUUCAUGGACACCCUUGUGACCAGCAAGAGUGGUAAGAGGCACAUUUUCGUCAUCAUUGACAGAUUCACCAAGUACGCUAGACUAAUACCAAUGCCAAAGAUAGCCAGGACAAAGUAUGUCAUCAAGUUGUUCAAGGACAACUGGGUAAGGGACUUUGGUUUACCAAAGACCAUCAUUAGUGACCGAGACGUCCGCUUCACAAGUGAACUGUGGAAGAGGACUGCAGAACAGAUGGGCAGUCAACUUCAAAUGACUUCAGGGAAUCAUCCCGAAGCCAACGGACAAGCUGAACUAAUGAACAGAGUAGCACAACACUUGCUGCGGCAUUACAUCAAGCCCAACCAAGAUGAUUGGGAUGAGCAGUUGCCUCUCAUCGCCAGCUUGUACAACAAUGCUAUUCAUAGUAGUACCGGCGUUAGUCCUAACCAGUUACACUUGGGAUGGAAGCCUAGAUCAGCACUAGACUUCCUCCUACCUGAAAACCGACCUGCUGCAACUCCAGGCACACUUGAAUACAGUGUGCAAUAUGAGAAGUUGUUGCGCGAGGCUGUUGAACAUAUGAAGAAAGCUCAGCAAGCCAUGAUUGCUUCUGAGAAUCAACAUCGCAGACAGUCCACAUUUCAGGCACAAGCAAAGACCCUCGCGAAGUUAGAUAAGAUCCUGGGGUACCUUGAGGUUCUGAGCGAGGCCUGGCUCGAGGAGCAUCAGGCCAACAAGGGUCAAGAUGUGACCCUUCAUGCCAUCCGGUCUAGAUUUAGAGAGUUUGCGCGCAACGUGGUAACCCACGUCGGGACCGAAGUCAAAAAACUGAAGGAAGGCACCGAGAAGUUCUGUGUCGGCGCCAUUGAAGGCGCCAAAGUAGUGGCCACAGCAGAGGCCGCGGCGCAUCCCCGCAAAGAGCCUGUAAAGCUCAAAUUCCCUGACGCUUAUAGCGAGAAAAAGGACGAUAGUUUCGAUAAUUGGGAGGCUAGCAUUAAUACUUACGUGUAUUUACAACAUAUUGCGCUAGAGGAACAAGUCCUCGUAGCCUUCCACGCGUUGAAGGACGAAGCGGCCAGCUUCGCCAGGUCACUUGUGCGCGCCGCUGAUUGUGAGCAUAAUAUGAUUGCAUAUUCUAGGCUCACCCCUCUUUCCACUUUCCUGCAACUCCUGCGUGAGAGGUUCGCUGAUGUCACAAGGGGCGUCAGGGCCUCUGACAAGCUCCAAACCAUCCACUCGAGACAGUGGAGGAGUGCGCGAGCAAUCAAAGUUGUCAUGGACGACUCGGUAGCCGCCCGGGACCAGGGGGUCACUAAGACCCAGUUGGUCCAAUUAUUUUAUCGUGCCAUGCCAAAGCCCUUGCGAGGGCAUUUCUUCGAUAAGACCCAACAGGCCAACAUCACGUACGAUGCGUUAAGUAGAGAAUUGGUCCUGUUUGAGGCCAAGUCCAUGCCAGUUUCCAUUUUCUGGCACAAGGACUUAGACAAGGGAAAGAAGUGGAAGGGUCGUACCAUCUCUGGCCAAGUCAAGGCCAAGGAUCAUCUGAUCCUUACGUUAGACGAAGGUGGUACAGAUGAAGUCCCCUACAGUCAGAUUGAGUAGGGGCUCGAGGAGGAGGACAGUAGUGUAGGUCAGGGGAGGACCUAUGCUGCUGUCGCGCCCCCACUGCUUCAAGGGUCCGGUGAGAUAUCCUUCCCCGGA
This is a messenger RNA of Chara braunii, 4343 nucleotides long. The record is from the annotation of a GenBank genome assembly. Lineage: Eukaryota; Viridiplantae; Streptophyta; Charophyceae; Charales; Characeae.